AUGGCAGCAAGAACGCUGGAGGAGCUCUGCAGACCCCUGGAUGGCACCGGGGAGUGGGAGGUGCUGGGAGUGCACCAGCAGGUCCUGAAGGUGCUGUCUCACUACAGCUCAGACUGUCAGGUGACCAUGGUUGGACUCCGAGCGCUGGCUCUGCUGCUCAGAUCAGACACAAUUGCUUUGCUGGUGCUGGAUGAGGAAGAGGAUGUGUUCAGCCUAGUGGUGCAUGCGAUGAAGACUUUUCUUACCAGUGAAGAGGUCCAGCUCCAGGGUUGUGGAGUGUUGACCUCUCUGACUGACUGCUCUGGUGCAGUGGACCUGCUCUGCCAGCAGGGGGCGAUAGACACGGUGCUGCACACACUGCACAUGUUCCCGACAGAGAGAGAGAUACACUACUGUGGUUUGAGCCUGCUCAGCCACCUCGUGUCGAAGAGGAAACUCUCGAGGAUGAUCGUUCCUGUCCUGGCCUCUGUUGUCGUUGCCUCCCUCCGUCAGUACGGACAAGACCCUGAGAUGCUGCUGAAGUGUUUUCAGGUGGCACUGAGGAUGCUGGAUGCCUGCUCAGCGGCUGCAGCUGAGCUGCUGACGAAAGACUUUGACAGACAGAUCUUCCAGCUCCUUAGAAAGGAGAGCGACCCGAGCACAAGUCCACUUGGGAAACUGGCGUGCUGGGCCAUGUCUAAGAUGUUGUGCGACUCAGAUGUUCACCACAAAAUGUUGGAAAAAGCCUGCAUGGACGGAGACAUGACAAUGGCAGGGUGCCUGAUCGAACUGUGCUCCGACGUCACCAGAAAGACAAAGAACGAGUCUCUCAUUUAUCAGAUGCGUGAGAAAGGUGGACCCUUGGAGCUGGUGGAGCUCCUGCUGAGCCGAGGCGUUCACGAGCAGCACCUCCGCAGGGCCCUGGCUGUGAGUGUGAAGAGGGGCGAUGGACCGACCGUCAUCCUGCUGCUCAGUCGACUGGGUUUGGACCUGAACAACAGCGCUCUCUGCCUGGGGGGCUUUAGACUGGGCAGGCUGGAUGCCUCUUGGCUGAGCCCCCUGCUGGCUGAGCAAGGCAGAAUUCCUAGUCUAAAUUACAACAGUAAAGGGAUCAGUUUGGCGAAGUACGUACAGUCUUUCUGGAGGUCAAAGAGCAUCAGCGGUUUUUCCAGACUGAUGUCUGACCAGUGUCUGACGUCUGGCUACAUUUCUGACGAGAGCGAUGACUCCAGCUUUAAUUCUUUCUCUGCAGAUGACAGCUUGUUUAUCAAUGACGACAUGGAUGAGAGUGAUGGAAGUGAUUCAUUUUCAGGCAUUCUCUCUCCAAACUUUUGUAACGAUGCAUCAGAGGAUUUUCUGAGGUGGGAGUCCCUCAAACGGAAACAGGCUCAUCACAGACACACCAGCGCAGAGAGUGGUCCAGCUGCAAAUGAAAAUGGUGAGCUUAGUCACAGAAGAUACGGAAGGAGCGUUUCAACUCCUAAAGCGUUGGGGUUUGGUGAGAACUCUGCCGGUCUGCCUAAAGAAAAGGAACGAAUCCGCCUGCUGGACCUGUCAGGGAACGAACUGGACUCUCUGCACUGCUUAAUGGACGAUGCUUUUGUCCAGCAGCAGCUUUGGUAUCUCCUACGCUUGGAUCUGAGCCACAACAGUCUGUUGGAGUUUCCCUCAGCUGUCUGCCAAAGUUUACAAAACCUGACUCGACUGGACCUGCAGAACAACCAGCUUCAGUCGCUGUCCGAGAAGCUGCUGUCUCUGCCCUCGUUGAGCACACUAAAUGUUUCUCGUAACUGCCUCGGUCCCGUGUUGACCUUUGACCUUGCUAUUACCUGCACGUCUCUGAAGCAACUCAACCUUUCAUACAACGAAAUCACCACGUUCCCCCAUGAGCUGGGCUUGACCAUGGAGCAAUUGGAAGAGCUGAUUAUGGAAGGUAACUGUAUGACUGAACUCUGCACAACUGCAUGUCUGCCUGAGCUCAAGCUGCUGGACGUGAGCAAAAACAACAUGGAGAAUAUUUCUCCUGACUUCCUGACCGGCUUCCCCAAACUGGAAACUCUCAACACCUCCAUGAACAAAAUCUGUUUCCUGUCUAAGUUGCCAGCCAAGCUCACAACUCUGAAAUUAGCCAACAACAGCUUCACUCACAUUCCCGAGGACAUACUUGAUCUCCCAAACUUACAAUCAGUGGACAUGAGGACCAACAACAUUUCUGUUCUGCCUGGCCCGGGGUCCUGGAAGUCCAGUAACAUUAGGGAGCUGAUGUUUAGUCACAACUGCAUCAAAGAUCUGGAUCUGAGUGAAGCAAUCGAAACGUGGGCUAGACUGGAGAAACUCCAUCUGAGUGGCAACAAGUUAACUGAGAUCCCCCCACAAAUUGGCUUGUUGGAAGGCCUAACCUCUCUGGAUGUGAGUCAUAACUCAAGCCUGCGAUCCUUCCCAGAUGAAAUGGGAAAACUGAGCAGGUUGUGGGACCUGCCGCUGGACGGCCUUCAACUGGAGCUGGACCUCAAACUCAUCGGCAACAAGACUAAAGACAUAGUCAGGUUCCUACAGCAGCGGUUGAAAAAAGCCGUGCCCUACUACCGCAUGAAGCUCAUUGUGUUGGGGAACGCCGGCAGUGGGAAGACCACCCUGAUCAGGCAGCUGAUGAAGCUGAAGCGAUCUCAGCCGAACUCCAAGGAGAGCGUUGUGGGUGUUGAGGUCUUCGACUGGACCAUCAGGGAAAGAGACAGGAAGAAAAUGGUGCUUAAUGUCUGGGACUUUUCAGGUGAAGAGGACUUCAGCGGCUUCCACUCGCACUUUCUGACAUCUAGAGCUGUCUACUUGGUGGUGUACAACAUCAGCAAAGGAGCCAGUCAGGUGGAUGCUCUCAAACCAUGGCUCUUCAACAUCAAAGCAGUAGCUCCCAUGUCCCCGGUCGUCCUCGUGGGAACUCACACAGAUGUGAGCGAGGAGGUGCAGCUCCAAGCCUGCCUGAGCAAAAUUCGACAGGAGCUUCUGAACCAUCAGGGCUUCCCGACCGUCAAAGAUCAUCACAUGGGCACUUUCUGUGAGGACUCGGAGUCCAUCGUCAAACUCCGCAAAGCCAUCAUCAGGGAGGUCACCGGCUUCAAGAUCCAAGGCCAGCAGGUCAUGGGUCAGCUGGUGCCAGACAGCUAUGUGGAGCUGGAGCGUAGUGUCCUUCGAGAGAGGACCAAGGUCUCCCCCGAGUUCCCUGUCCUCUGGCGCAGCGAACUUCUGCAGAUCAUCCAGGAGAGUCAGCUGCAGCUGGAGGAAACUGAACUGCCUCACGCCAUCCAUUUCCUCAGGGAAGUUGGGAUUUUGCUACACUUUGACGAUCCUGCACUUCAGCUUCAAGAAGUCUAUUUUAUUGACCCACCGUGGCUCUGCAAUGUCCUCUCUCAAAAACUGGCGUUAAAGAGCUCUGUCAUCUGGGAACAAUCCAAAGGAGUUGUGCAGCGUUCUGUCGUGGAAAGGUUUCUGUGUGAGACCAAAUGUUUCCCAAAGAGCCACCUGACACAGUUCUUCAAACUUCUGGAGAAGUUUCAGAUCGCUCUUCCCUUCGGCGAGGACCAGCUUCUCGUACCCAGCAGCUUGUCCGAACACAGACCAGCAAUACAGCUGCCCCACUGUGAGAACUCGGAGGUGAUUGUGCGGCUGUACGAGAUGCCGUACUUCCCCAUGGAUUUCUGGUCUCGGUUGAUCAGCCGCCUGAUGGAGGUCUCGUCUUAUUUGCUAUGCGGAAGAGAGAAAGUGCUUCGACCAAAGCGAAUCUACUGGAAGAGAGGUGUUUACCUAAACUGGUCAUCGGAAGCUUACUGUUUGGUGGAGGCUUCUUCUGAGAAGCAAAGCCCCUCCUGCUUUGUCAGGAUAACUGUGCCCUGCUCCAGAAAAGGCUGUGUGUUACUGGGUCAGGUGGUGGACCACAUCGAUUCAAUUCUGGAGGAAUGGUUUCCGGGUCUUCUCAACACCGACAUCCACGGUAACGGAGAAGCUCUGCUGAAGAAGUGGGCUCUGUACAGCUUUGACGACAGACAAGAGUGGAGCAAGAUCCUACUGGAGGACCUCUUCAAAUAUUCUGAUAAUGAUUUUUUGCUGGUGAACCCAGAAGACCCCCGCUACAAAACACCUAUCUCACAGAUUGCCCCAGAUUUGAUUCUGAGUGACCAGCCUGCAGAAACUAUACUAGACCGGGAGGAGCUGGAAGUAGACCUGACCAACGAGAACAGACUAGGAAUCGGUGGUUUUGGGACAGUUUAUCGAGGAGUUUAUAAAAACGAGGAAGCAGCUGUGAAGAUAUUCAGCAGACACACAUCUGAGCUGUACAUCCACAGGCUCCUCAGACAGGAGUUGGUGGUGCUGGGUCGUCUCCGACACCCCAGCCUGGUGGGCCUGCUGGCAGCCGGCUCAGCUCCACAGGUCCUGGUGAUGGAGCUGGCUCUCAGAGGUUCUCUGGAUUCCCUCUUUCUAUACAAAAAUGGUAACCUCAACCAAAAGCUUCAGCACAGGAUUGCCCUGCACGUGGCUGAUGGACUCAGGUACCUUCACUCAGCUAUGAUCAUCUAUCGAGACCUGAAGCCUCACAACGUUCUCCUGUUCAACCUGAAGACCGACUCAGAGAUGAUCGCUAAAAUCGCCGACUAUGGGAUCGCUCAGUACUGCUGCAGCAUGGGAGUGAGGAGCUCAGAGGGCACACCAGGUUUCCGAGCGCCAGAGGUCGCCCGAGGUAACGUGAUCUACAACCAACAGGCCGACGUGUUCUCAUUCGGCCUGCUGCUGUACGACCUGCUGACAUGUGGCGAGCGCAUUUCAGAUGGCAUGAGGUUCCCCAGCGAGUUUGAUGAAAUUGCCGUGCAGAGAAAGCUGCCAGAUGCAGUAAAGUACUACGGAUGUUCGCCGUGGCCAAGUUUUCAGGCUCUGAUUAAGGACUGUCUGAUGGAAAACCCCCAAGAUCGACCCACUUCUGAUCAGGUGUUUGACAGGCUGAAUUCAGGGGAAAUGCUGUGUCUGAUGAGGGAGCUGGAGGUUCCCCAGGUGUUCAGUGCUCAGUGCAUGAGCUCUGGCCUCACCUCAUCCGGCCGCACAGCCUGGAUGGGUGGGGGCAGCAGCUCCAAGAAGCAGGGCUUCAUCACUGCUGUGGACCUGGACACCGGCACGGUGACCACACAGGAGGUGGACACCAGCCCCGUCCUGUGCCUGGUGACAGUCCAGAUCCCAAACGAGGCUUGUGACUGGUUGGCGGCAGGCACGCAGUCCGGCUCGUUACUGCUCAUCAACACCCAGAACGAGUCCACCUGGCACCACCUGCAGAGCGUCACAGACGCCGUCACCUCGCUGUAUUUCCACGUGCAUCCUAGUCGCACCCAAAGAAGGAACUAUUUGCUGGUGGGAGCAGCAGAUGGAACCCUUAGUGUUUAUGAAGAUACAACACUCAUGCAGGAGGACAGCCCGCCAGUUAAAACUCUCAUCGUGGGGAACGUCAACACUCCGCUCGUGUGCUUGGGUCGGUCGGUGCACGCUCUGGACUGCAAGUCUGUGUGGGCCGGAUGUGGAACUAAAAUCAUGUCCUUCUCUGUUCGCUACGACGUCAGCAAGUCCAUCGACACCAGAGCAAACCUCGCCUUCCAGCAGCAGCACUCUGUGAGUGGUGAGGCGUGCGUGUCUCAAAUGGUUGUAGAUAAAUAUGUGUAUUUAAGCAAAGCUGGGGCAACAACUGUUGAAGUCUGGGACAAGAAAAGCGAGAGGAUGGUGGACUGCAUCGACUGCGCUCAGAUCAUUAGGUACACGCUCACAGGACACUUGAACCUGCCCUGCAGCUCGGCGCUGCCCUCUGAGGCGCCCCCCUCCUGGGCCACAGUGAAGGGCCUGCUGGUGCAGAGCUCUGCAGCUCUCUGGAUCGGCACUAGAGGGGGUCACCUGCUGCUGCUGGAGCUCUCUAAACACCAGACGCUGCUGGUCAUGGCGCCUCUGUGUGACUCUAUCCGCUCCAUCACGUCUGCGUUAACGCAGACACGGAACUGGAAGAGCGAAGUGCUGGUUCUGGGCCGAAGACUCCCACGAGACCGGAAUCGUAAUGACGAGGAGUCGGUGCUGAUGUUGUGGAACAGCAUGCUGCCGAACGAGGUCAAAGACCUGAAGAAGCACUGUGAGAAGAGAGAGCGGAUCGCAGCCAAGAUGAUAGAGCAGCUCUACCACGCCUGAGCGCACAGUCAACCAAAAGAGGAGGAGUCUUCGGUCACACUUUUAUUUUGGUGUCUGAAUUUUUUGCACU
Molecule: messenger RNA, 6253 nt
Organism: Nematolebias whitei (Rio pearlfish)
Lineage: Eukaryota; Metazoa; Chordata; Actinopteri; Cyprinodontiformes; Rivulidae
Gene: lrrk2
Product: leucine-rich repeat kinase 2
Exons: 42
Coding region: 1-6183 (2060 amino acids)
Biological process (GO): protein phosphorylation
Cellular component (GO): plasma membrane
Molecular function (GO): protein binding; protein kinase activity; GTP binding
Source: RefSeq, a predicted model, not a curated record